This is a messenger RNA of Alexandromys fortis (reed vole), 1605 nucleotides long. RefSeq names its product folate receptor alpha. The transcript is spliced from 6 exons. Gene Ontology annotation, cellular component: external side of plasma membrane. The coding region runs from base 730 to 1434 and encodes 234 amino acids. The record is from RefSeq and is a predicted model, not a curated record. Gene Ontology annotation, biological process: cell adhesion; fusion of sperm to egg plasma membrane involved in single fertilization; sperm-egg recognition. Lineage: Eukaryota; Metazoa; Chordata; Mammalia; Rodentia; Cricetidae. Gene Ontology annotation, molecular function: signaling receptor activity.
UGGUGAGGUUCAGGGAACUAGUAGCUCGAGGAAGUCGGAAGCCUGUGUCUUGUGAUGAUCCUGCCCUUAGCUCUGAUGUGGUUUUCUGGGUCUCAUUCAGUUCAUCUGUAGAACAGAACACGGAUGAUGGAAGUGGAUGUGACCAUCUCUUAAAGCUUAAAGCCACAAAGGUUUAAUUUUUGGUUUUAGGACUGAGUGACUUCACAGGCUUUUUGUUUGCAGCGCUGGGGGUUGAACUCAGGGCCUCACGCAUGCGAGACAAGCCCUUGCCGUACACCCUCAGAACCAAACCAGGGCUAUCCACUCCACCUCUCCAGAGGCCUGACUGGCUCUGCUCACACACAAUAAUUAACAACUGAGUGGCCUUCGCCCAGCCUCAGCCUCCAUUCCUGGGCUUCAUUCCCACUGACUGCUCCACAGCCCCCGUCUCCUAGGCCACUAAACCUCAGCAGUCUCCAGGAACGAAAGCACGGAAAGCCUAGAGCAGAGCGGAAGCCUGAACCAGUCCUGAGAGCUGCUUCCGUUCCCAGGUAUUCCGAUUGUCUUCUCUUUACGGACCACAUACUCUAAGGAGGUGGAGAGAGGUCUGGGCUGGGCCCAGCUCUCCGAGCUUUAGUCUGUGCUCCAAGCAGGCAGGGCUGUUUGACCCCGCAGGAGCUGAAGACGACACAUCUGGCGCUCCAGCAGGACUGAUUUCCCUGGCCUGGGCUUGGAGAUCAGAGGUCUGCCAUGGCUCAGCUGAUGACAACACAGUUGCUGCUCCUGCUGAUCUGGGUGACCGAGUGUGCCCGGGCCAGAACUGAGCUGCUCAAUGAUUGCAUGGAUGCCAAGCACCACAAAGAGAAACCAGGCCCCGAGGACAAUUUACACAACCAGUGCAGUCCCUGGAAGAAGAAUUCCUGCUGCACCGCAAACACAAGCCAGGAAGCUCACAAGGACAUUUCCUACCUGUACCGAUUCAACUGGGACCACUGUGGAAAGAUGCCAUCGAAAUGCAAACGACACUUUAUCCAAGACACCUGCCUCUACGAGUGUUCUCCUAACUUGGGACCGUGGACCCAGCAGGUGGACCAGAGCUGGCGCAAAGAACGAAUCCUUGAUGUCCCCCUGUGCAGAGAGGACUGUCAGCAAUGGUGGGAGGACUGCCGCGCCUCUCUCACCUGCAAGAGCAACUGGCACAAGGGGUGGAACUGGACCUCCGGGUAUAACCAGUGCCCUGUAGGGGCCUCCUGCCAACCCUUCACCUUCUAUUUCCCUACACCUGCUACUCUGUGUGAGGAAAUCUGGAGCCACUCCUACAAACUCAGCAACUACAGCCGAGGGAGCGGCCGCUGCAUCCAGAUGUGGUUCGACCCAGCCCAAGGCAACCCUAACGAGGAGGUGGCGAGGUUCUAUGCUGAGGCUAUGGGUGGAGCUGAGCUUCACAGGGCCUGACCACUAGUGUGCAGCCUGUCCUUGAUGCUGCUCUGGGUGUUCGGCUGAGUCGUUCCUCUUCUGAUGCCUGGGGAGCUCCCUGCCUGGCUCAGCCUCUCACCUCCUAGCCUUCUUUGUGGUGGAACCUCAGACAGUCUGCUUAAAUAAACCAAACAUUCAAAAUCUGUCUUA